GCUGUUAAUCAUGCCUAUGAGUUCGUGGGUCCCUGUGUUCAAGUAUACAACGAAAUAAAGGUUCCAAAAGGUGCUGCCUUGCCCCGGGCCUUGCCAUGCCUAUAAGAGGAUUUUCUAUACGAACACCCGACUGACCAUUGGAACUACAGGUAUACACAGUAGUCAUCUGCAAUACUGCUCAGAUUGACGUUGCAUGUGUUAUCAGUGUAGUAAAGGCUCGCCAUUUGGCACCUUCAGAAGCGGCCAACAAGAUAUCAAGGAAGACAUGGUUUAAAUCCAUAGACGAAAGAAAGUCAUAUGCACUGUACGAAGGGAAACGUGAUCACUCAGUCGACAUGAAGAUGUAGACAUCAAUGAUGUGGGUGGACUCUCUUCUCGGAAUCACUUUACACGUUCCGUUUCGUUGGAAUAUUAAUUCUUGACCAAUCGACGUGAGAUUCACAGACCGGGAAGGAAAUGGCAUCGGGAACCUGCAGACAGCUUUUCGCCAACAUGAUGCGAAGGAAGGCAAACCCAAUGCAUGCGCAGAAUCAGAUGUUGGAAUCUCAACUUCACCAAAAACUGGGCACAUUUGAGCUAACACUCCUUGGGAUAGGGAGUAUGGUUGGCGCAGGACUGUAUGUGCUCACUGGUGUUGUAGCGAAGGAGACAGCAGGUCCUGCCAUCAUUGUGUCGUAUCUUAUAUCAGCGGUCGUAGCUAUCCUGAUAGCUAUGUGCUAUGCCGAACUGGCAGCGAAGAUUCCUCGGACCGGUUCGGCAUACACCUUUAUCUAUAUAGCUCUUGGUGAAGUUUGGGCUUUCUUCAUCGGAUGGAAUCUGCUCCUAGAGUACGUGGUUGCGUCAGCAUCUGUUGGCCGCGGAAUUAGCGGAUACAUUGACCAUCUUUGCAAUGGGACGAUUUCCAACUUCACCAUCGAGUAUCUUAUGGGUGGAGAACCCUGGCAAGCUACCUACUUUGCUCAGUACCCCGACCUUCUUGCGAUAGCAAUUGAACUAUUUAUCUCUAUUUUUGUUAUACUUGGGGUAUCUAUAUCAUCUUGGAUGAAUACAAUAUUUCUUUCCAUUAAUGUAGUGGUUGUUCUUAUUAUUUGUGGCUUGGGAAUAGCUUUCGGCAAACUCGAGAACUGGACUACCUACGGUGGCUUUGCCCCGUUUGGGAUAGAAGGUGUCGUAACGGGCGCUGCUACUCUAUUUUAUUCGUUUGUAGGGUUCGAUACUAUAGCUAACUGUAAUGAAGAGGCGAUAAACCCUAAACGAGGUAUUCCCAUCUCCACGAUUGUUUCUGUGUCGACUGCCGCAAUAAUGUACAUUGCAACUUCUGCGUCUUUAACCCUGUUGGUUCCAUAUAGCGACAUCGACGUGACCUCGUCGUUCCCGAAUGCUAUGGCUGACCAUGGUAUCACUUGGGCCACGUAUGCAAUAUCCGUUGGCGCAAUUAGCGCUAUGUCAUCGACACUCCUGGGCGCCAUAAUAUCCAUGUGCCGUUGUGUAUAUGCCAUCGCAAAUGACGGACUCUUGUUUCCUUUUCUGGCCAGAAUAAACGAGCGAACCAAAACACCCAUCAAUGCAACCCUCGUCUCCCUAAUCCUCACACUUCUCAUGACAAUUUGUUUCUCAAUGGAUCAACUUGUCCGUUUUCUCUCUGUUGGAACGUUAAACGCAUUUGCCUUUGCCUCUGGUUCUCUAAUAAUAUUACGCUACCAGCCCACGGAGUCAGAUCUAUACACCACUGAGCUUACAGAUUACGCCUCCACAUCAGAUGAAUCUCGGAACGGCUCGCAGGAUUCUUCAGAUAACCUUCCUGACGUUGAUGAAGACUUACACAAACAAAAUGAUGAUAAACAAAGUCUCACGCAUGGUCCUACUGAUCAGACAAGCCAUCUAAACCGCAACGUAGUACCUAUGAUACCCGGUACCCUGAAGAAACGAUACCGGAACAUCCCGAUCAUCAAGCACCUCUCCAGGUUCCCUCCGGGGCGAUGCGUCGUUUUCAGCCUUCUCAUCUCAGUGAUCUGUGUAAUAUGUGCACUUGCCGUUGCAGAGUAUGGCUUCAAGAGCCUCCUUAAUGGAGAUUGGUGGGCGAUACUACUGCUAGUGUUCUUCACAGCAGGAGCUGUUCUGUCUUUUCUCCUGAUCGCUAUGCAUCACCAGGAAACACCAUCGGAAGAAUAUUUUAGUGUAAAGUUUGUUCCAUUAGUUCCAUAUAUGAGCAUCUUGGCGGAUAUUUUUCUUCUCUUGCGUCUAGAUGUCGAGGCAUGGGUGCGCUACUUAAUCUGGUUGGCAAUAGGUGCUAUUAUAUAUUUUGCCUAUGGAUACAGACACAGUCAUUUAGCUGAUCAACGAAGACAGGGUGAAGUCCUUCGGUCACAGUUUGAUUACGGGACAAUGAUAUCUCACCAGGAUUAAAAGGCCUUUUUAAUACCGUCUUCGAAAUCAGCAAUACCGAGCUUUCGCAACUGGAACGGGAACGAAAAUGUAUUGAUAAUGCCCGUCAAAUCAAAAUGACAGCCGAUAGGGCCUUGUCGAAAAUUAGUAAACUCAUGAGACAGGUGAUCGUCGUAAAUUCUUAGCUGACGAAAAAUUACAAACAUGUCUUUUGUCCAGAAUCAUGAUCGACAGUAGUUUUGAUUCACCGACUUUCGACAAAGACUCCUUUUGACAUAAAGGACUUUUUAACAAAAGAUUAUCUACGUCCCAGAAUGCAUCUGUUUAGUGUUGCGAAAACUCUCUUAUCUGCUUAUGGGGGAAAGGAACAGAACUUGGUCAAA
Messenger RNA from Lytechinus variegatus (green sea urchin), 2768 nucleotides. RefSeq names its product cationic amino acid transporter 4-like. The coding region runs from base 457 to 2406 and encodes 649 amino acids. Lineage: Eukaryota; Metazoa; Echinodermata; Echinoidea; Temnopleuroida; Toxopneustidae. Gene Ontology annotation, molecular function: amino acid transmembrane transporter activity. The record is from RefSeq and is a predicted model, not a curated record. Gene Ontology annotation, biological process: transmembrane transport; amino acid transport. The transcript has 4 exons. Gene Ontology annotation, cellular component: plasma membrane.